AAUUUUUGCAGUUUCAUGUUUGGAACGACAGUUAUUGACCAAGUUCUUCAAUGUUAGGCAUUUAGGGUUUUUUUUCCCAGUUUUUUUGAUAUUAUUGAGGUUUGAUAUAUAUGUCUUUGAAUUUGUGUUUCCACAAACUAGCUUUCUAACGAGGAAGUUGUAUGUUUGAAAACUUUGUGCUCUUGGUUGCUAUGUCAACAUGGAAAGCACCCAUAACCCAUCAGACAGGAGAGAAGAUCUUUGGAGUUCAUCAAUUCCCCUGUUGGAUGACUUACAACUUGUUAGAAAAAAAAAGCCCAGAACAUCACAUUACAGUAAAGUUACUGAUAUUGAAGAAGAGGCUUCCGGUAGGGACAAGCCUAUUUCCGCCCAUUCGAGUCUCCUAUCCCUCUAGCCUGAGGUAUAUCCCAACCGGAAAUGUUUAUCCUCGGUCGAAAGCCACGUCUGUUCUGGCCUCGGUCCCGCCCCCACGCUGUGGAAGCGUUUCCGGGGUCAGGGCGCUCGGGCCCGCCCCGCCGCGGCUGCGGCGCUGGAAGCCCCGGUCCUCCCGGAAGUUCCCCGGCUCUGCCUGUCGGGCUCCGGUUCUGCGUUGCUGAGGGGCCCAAGGCGGCGGGGAUGGCGGAGGCGUCGCUGCUGCUGCUGCCCGAGGCGGCGGCCGAGCGGGACGCCCGCGAGAAGCUGUCUCUCUGGGAUCGGAGACCCGACUCGAUAGCGCCGCUGACAGACAGGCAGACGGACUCGGUGCUGGAGCUAAAGGCGGCAGUGGAGAACCUGCCGGUGCCGGCCGAGCUCCCAAUUGAAGAUGUAUGCAGUUUAGCAUCCCAGUCGCUGCCCAUUGAGCUGACUGCUGUAGUGCCUGAAUCUACAGAAGACGUCCUCUUAAAGGGCUUCACAUCUUUAGGAAUGGAAGAAGAAAGAAUUGAGACUGCACAGCAGUUUUUCUCAUGGUUUGCAAAGCUGCAAACUCAAAUGGAUCAGGAUGAAGGAACUAAAUAUAGACAGAUGAGGGAUUACUUGUCUGGGUUUCAGGAACAGUGUGAUGCUAUACUGAGUGACGUGAACAGUGCUCUUCAGCACCUGGAGUCCCUGCAGAAACAGUAUCUGUUUGUGUCCAACAAGACAGGAACACUUCACGAAGCCUGUGAACAGCUCCUAAAAGAGCAGUCGGAACUUGCUGAUCUUGCUGAGCACAUCCAACAGAAGCUGUCUUAUUUUAAUGAGUUGGAGACCAUUAACACAAAAUUGAAUUCCCCAACGUUGUCUGUGAAUAGUGAAGGAUUUAUCCCUAUGCUGGCCAAGUUAGAUGAUUGUAUAACAUAUAUUUCAUCUCAUCCUAAUUUUAAAGAUUAUCCUGUAUACUUACUGAAGUUUAAACAAUGUCUUUCUAAAGCUUUGCACCUCAUGAAGACAUAUACUGUGAACACACUGCAGACUCUCACAAAUCAGUUACUAAAAAGGGACCCCUCAUCAGUCCCUAAUGCAGACAAUGCCUUCACACUAUUUUAUGUGAAAUUUCGAGCUGCUGCCCCUAAAGUCAGAACUCUCAUUGAACAAAUAGAGCAACGUUCUGAGAAGAUACCCGAAUACCAGCACCUGCUCAAUGAUAUCCACCAGUGUUACCUUGAUCAGCGGGAGCUCCUUUUGGGCCCAAGUAUUGCCUACACUGUCACGGAGCUAACCAGCCAGAACAACAGAGACCAUUGUGCCUUGGUUCGCAGUGGCUGUGCCUUUAUGGUCCAUGUCUGCCAAGAUGAGCACCAACUUUACAAUGAAUUUUUUACAAAGCCAACAUCAAAAUUAGACGAACUGUUGGAGAAACUGUGCGUGUCACUGUAUGACGUGUUCCGGCCGUUGAUCAUCCACGUCAUUCACCUAGAGACUCUGUCUGAGCUCUGUGGGAUUCUUAAAAAUGAGGUGCUUGAAGACCAUGUACAGAACAACGCUGAACAGCUGGGGGCCUUUGCAGCUGGAGUAAAGCAGAUGUUGGAAGAUGUACAAGAGAGGCUUGUGUAUCGCACCCAUAUCUACAUUCAGACGGACAUCACAGGCUAUAAACCAGCUCCUGGAGACCUGGCGUACCCUGAUAAGCUUGUCAUGAUGGAGCAAAUUGCACAGAGUUUAAAGGAUGAACAGAAGAAGACACCUUCAGAAGCUUCCUUUUCAGAUGUACGGUUAGAAGAAGGAGAGUCCAGUAGUUUAAGAAAGUCUGGUUCAACAGACUCCCUCAAUCCUAGACCACAGACCACGAUUUCUCCAGCAGAUCUUCACGGGAUGUGGUAUCCCACAGUUCGAAGGACACUUGUCUGUCUCUCCAAAUUAUAUAGAUGCAUAGAUAGGGCGGUGUUCCAAGGAUUAUCACAGGAAGCCUUGUCUGCUUGCAUACAGUCCUUGCUAGGAGCAUCAGAGUCUAUCAGCAAAAACAAGACUCAGAUUGAUGGACAACUUUUCUUAAUUAAGCACCUUUUGAUUCUUCGAGAACAAAUUGCUCCAUUUCACACUGAAUUCACCAUUAAGGAAAUUUCCCUGGACCUCAAGAAAACUCGAGAUGCAGCAUUUAAAAUCCUGAACCCUAUGACUGUUCCGAGAUUUUUUAGGCUGAAUAGCAACAAUGCCUUGAUAGAGUUCUUGUUGGAGGGAACUCCUGAGAUCAGAGAGCAUUAUCUUGACUCUAAGAAGGACGUGGAUCGGCACCUGAAGUCAGCCUGUGAGCAGUUCAUUCAGCAACAGACCAGGCUAUUUGUAGAGCCACUGGAGGAGUUCAUGACAAAGGUAUCAGCAUUAAAAACCAUGGCCAGUCAGGGAGGCCCCAAGUACACCCUCUCACAGCAGCCUUGGGCACAACCAGCGAAGGUCAACGACCUUGUGGCCACUGCUUACAAGACAAUAAAAACGAAGCUGCCGCAGACAUUGAGAAGCAUGUCUCUGUACUUGUCCAAUAAGGACACGGAGUUCAUCUUGUUUAAGCCUGUCAGGAAUAACAUUCAGCAAGUCUUCCAGAAGUUCCAUGCUCUGCUAAAGGAAGAGUUCAGUCCUGAAGAUAUCCAGAUUAUUGCUUGUCCUUCUGUGGAACAGGUCAGACUUGUGGACCAUGGUACAUGGAGAAUUCCUAUUCAACGCUCUAGGGUUGGGACGUCACACAGAGGCAGUCUGAGUAGCACUGCUCACAGUCCUGGGUGCCAGGGAAGCUCAGCUGUGUUAAGGGAAGUCUGAGUGGGUGGCCCAGAUGUGGGCUGGUGGACUAAUGGGGCUCAUGGAGACGCUCACCCCGUACUUCCUGCUUCUGAGUGAAAGUAGUAGUCAUAGUAGGGGAGGGUGUGAGGGCUUAGAGGAGGAAGGCUCAGCUAGCUGCAGUGGUUAGGAAUCUGGAUCCGAACCUCCUACCUGUUUAUUCUCUAGUCGUUGUUGAGUGCAUGGAAAUAGGUGUGGGGUAGCUGAUCAUAAGAAUCAGUGUGGUCAGCCCUCCAUCACUGUGGCAAAGAAAAGCCUGUUUGUCACAGUUUGUGGGCUCCAGUCCUUGGUUGACUGGCCUCAUUGCUUUUGGGCAUUUGGAGCAGUGCGGUGGAAGCAUGUGGUGCAGUUAAGCUGCCCUUGUUGUGGACAAUAAGCCACGAAGGAAGAGGAAGGGGCUGGCCUCCUUCUGGGCCCCAUGCCUUGUAAGUCCUACAACUUCAGAACCGAGGGGCUGGGAACAAGCUUUGAACACAUGGGCCUUUGGGGGAACAUUCGAGACAAAUGGCAGCUCCAACAUGUAGCAGGGAAGAUGUAGGAAUGAUGGGAGAAACCCCUUUGCAUUCUUUAUCCCAUUCCUGACUUCGCUGUUUUAACUUCUCACUCUUGGCUUCCCUCCAGUCCUUUUCUUUGAGAGGAAGUUGAGAGAUGCCUGCUUGGUACUCCUGAAUACAGAAGGAAGCCUCCUAGGCUGCCCUUCCUGUCAGUUUUAGGGGUUCCCUAAAGACUGGCUGAGGGGAUGGCUCCUUUCCACAGCUGCUUUUAGGGCGUGCAUUCCCAGCAGGAGCGGCAGGUCAUUUGUCUCCUUUCUCCUGGAAACCCAGUCAGAGAGGACGGGCGACCUGAGCAGACUAAUGACCAGAACAACUAUUCUGUGUGCAAGGGGAGUCAGUCAUUCACCACAGGUCUCCAGGCCUGCUUAGCCACUCCUCUUAGCCACUCCUUAGGCCUCCAUUACCAAUUGACACAUUGCCUCAAUGACAAGUCUGAUUCGCACCUAUGAAGCCAAAACCCACCAAGCAUGCCUGCUCUGGGCAUUUAUAAAGCCCUUGAGGGCUAGUGAAGCUCAUUUGAUAGAGUGCUUUCCUCAAGUGCAGAAGACCUUGGGUUCAGAAUCGUGCACUGUGAAGUCUGCAACCUGUCUAGUGCGUGUCUGUAGCCUGAACACCUGGGAGAGGGAAGAUCAGAAAAUAAAGGUUGCCUUCAGCUAACGGAUGGGUUUGAGCCCAGCCCAAACUACAUGAGACUCUGUCUUAAAAGAAAAGAAACAAAAAGACAAAACAAAAAAAUGCCAUUUAAAUUCCAACACUAAGGAAGCUGAGGUGGGGGAUGCUGAGUUUAGGACUAGCCUGGGCUGUGCCUUAAACAAAUAAACAACACAAAAUCAUCAUUUAAAGGAUUCAGCUUACAAUGGUGCUUUCCAAAAUACGGGGUAGAAAAGGGUGUCCUGGAUUGUGUGGUGCAUGUUUAUUUACUAUUUUAUUAUUGCUUUGCUGUCACCGUCAUUGAUUUGAGGCUUGGAUUUGGCAGUGGAGUGCAGCUCCCUGCAGGACCUCCAGUGGCUGUAAACAUCUCAGGCUUUUUUUCCUGUAUGUUUUUAGAACUAGAGAUUUCUGAGGGUGAAAGUCCACAGUACAACUAACCCAGGCCUCCCCGUUCCUUUCAGCUAAACCUCCUGCUGUCAGUCUCUAAGUAGUCCUCUGGACUGUGGGUGUCAGCGAUCUGUCCCACGGAUAGGCCUGAGGGUCCUGCAGCCUGCAGGAUGCCCAAGGCCCCUGUGUGGGACGGCUCCUGGGAACAUGGAUGGCUGCCUGCAGAAGGGAACCUGGGUGAAGCAGAAGAUCAAAAUGCCAAAGAUUGACAGCAGGGAUAGCUGCCUUGUUGAAAUGGUCUCCAGAAGUGGAGAGACUCGACAGGGAGCCCUGGUUCACAGUGAAAUGUUCCUUCACACAGAUUGUGCAAUAAAGUAGGCUACCAUAAAGAGUGUGAUGCACUUCAUAGGGACUCAGCUAACUGGAAAGCUGCUAGGUCAGUCGCUCCUGUGGACACUGCAAGGCAUUUACCCACCCACCGGGCAAUUCACAGAUGCCGUUACUCAGAGAACUCUUAGUGUCCUGAUGCAUGCAGUGUUUGUCCUGCUGGGUCGAGGCUGAGUUGGAAUAGAAUGCUUCCUGCCAAGAAGCCAUCUUACUUUUUCUGGACUCAGACUGUCAUCUCUCUGUGGGCUCAUAUGAGGCAGUUAUAAGAAGCCAAGGCGUCCUGUAAGAUUCUCUCCUUGAACUACAUCCUCACUAGAUAGGUGUGUCCUGACAAUGGGGAUCUUCACAGUCCCAGCGCAGUGUAUGAGUGGGAAUUGCCUGUCAAAGUGUUUUAGCCUGGCACAGCCUGGAGAGGAGGCAGCCUGUGGGCAGUGGGUCUCAUGGAUGGAGCUUAGCUGUGGUCAUUCUUAGAGAGUGGAUACUCUUUGGUGGCUGUGUUGUACUAGACACUAGCCUUCUGGUGUCCCCAGUCCUGCCACAUCUGAACACUGAUGUGUGGCAAACACUGCCCUGAAAUUCGACACCAGUCAAGAGUCAAAGGACAAUAAGCAACUCUGAAUUUUCCUGCAAAUUCCUCUUUGAACUUGGGAUUGGAUUGGCUUUGACCCUGGUAUUACAGUACUCAGUACUGGUUCAGUUACUCAGACCGUCAUGUGGAGGUGGGGCAGUGCUGAGGGCUCUGAAAUAGGGCAGGUGACCUCCUGAUGCAGGCGGAGGGGCAGGAGCAGCCUCUUGCACAGUGUGCACGUGGGUGACCCAUCCCGAUGCAACAGGCCACUCGUUUCUCAGCCCAGCUUAAGUUGGUGGUGGCUGUUGCUUGGUAGAGCAUAUUACUCUAUAUUUUGGGAAACUCAAAGGUAAGAGGGGCCAUAUUUUUCUUUGCUAUGAAGUGAAUGAGUUUGGAAGAUUGUACUAUUUUAAAUACAUGUCUUAUUGAUAAACUGUGAUAUCCAGUUCUGUGUAUCAUAUGUGCAUUGGGGUUCAGAUAGCCUUUCCAAAGAAAUGAGGACGCAACCGUGGCACACACUGUGGCUCAGCAGUCUCACGCUCACAGCAGGACUUGUUCGGGCUCUUGUGCUUUGAUUUUUUGUUUCUGAAAACACUCACACACCUUACCAAGUGCUGGGAGGGCGGUACUGACCCACUUUGUCUGCUGAGUGAAUAUUUGUUUAAAUCUGUACAGUCUCACGGGUUUACUUAUACAGAGUGUACAUACUUUGAAAUAAUUAAUUUAAAUGCUUUAUAUUAUUUAGCUAGAAAUUGCUGUUUUUAAUAAAUAAAUUUUUAAAAAAAAAUAAAGAUCUUUGCUUCCUA
Messenger RNA from Rattus norvegicus (Norway rat), 6581 nucleotides. RefSeq names its product component of oligomeric golgi complex 3 (gene Cog3). The record is from RefSeq and is a predicted model, not a curated record. Gene Ontology annotation, biological process: intracellular protein transport. Gene Ontology annotation, cellular component: membrane; Golgi membrane; cis-Golgi network. Lineage: Eukaryota; Metazoa; Chordata; Mammalia; Rodentia; Muridae.